Molecule: messenger RNA, 4868 nt
Organism: Haplochromis burtoni (Burton's mouthbrooder)
Lineage: Eukaryota; Metazoa; Chordata; Actinopteri; Cichliformes; Cichlidae
Product: NACHT, LRR and PYD domains-containing protein 3
Exons: 7
Coding region: 828-3407 (859 amino acids)
Biological process (GO): regulation of apoptotic process
Source: RefSeq, a predicted model, not a curated record
UUUUUUCAUGGGAAAGUCCAUAUAAUGGAGUCAGAGAUCAACAUUAACAAAUCGACAUUGAUGUCUGUAUUACAAAUAACAAGAGCAGGAAUUUCAACAUAUAGUAGUGCUGUCAUCAUGACAAGGGACACUUCCUGUCAGGAUCUGACGGCACCCUAACCGGUCGACCUGCCAGUGUGUAUAUUUGUGUGCGUGUGUAUGUGUCUCUCCUAUCGCCCUGUCUUCCCCUCCGGCUCCGCUGUGAUGCGUUAGGAGGUAACCUAGCAACAGGCUACCUCCGACCCAGAAGUGCUGUCGCCCGGAGCUGCCGCACCUUCAGUCAAUCCACCAGCUGCUGCCAAUCAACUACCAUCUUCAGCAGAAAAAACAAACAAACAAAAAAACAUCUUCAGCAGGGCUACUUAAUGGUGUGGCUGAGCUACAGACAGCGCUGGAGUAUUGCACUAAGCCUGGGAUUGACGGAGGAUUUACGGACACAAAGGAAGCACUUGGAGGAGAGACGGGCACUACCACGCACGGGCUUACACGGAAGGAAGGACGCACUAUCACCAUUGUUGCACAUUUGAACUGUUGUCACCUUGCUGCACUGUAAAUAAACGCACUGUCAUUAUUUCUGAGCUCCGCGCCUGAGUCCACUCUUUAACAACCGUGACACUUCCCUUUUUAUAUCUGAUAUAAACUUGUCUCUCUCUAUUUCUCAACUUGGGGAGAGGAACAGCAGUUCACAAGAUCCCUGUUGGCGUCAAAAGGAGGAAAUUCUUGCCAUGAUCUGACUAUAUAACCACGUCAUUUUUUGAUUCAUUCUCAGGACUGUUUUACAUUAAAUUAUGGUGGAAAAGGAUUUUCAUCAUUCCUGUUUGACAGCAGUGAGGGUGCUGCGAGUUUCUCUUGUGGAUGAACUAGAAGGACAGGUCGACUCUCUGGUAGAAUUCCUAGUGUGCCGGGAAGUGUUCACUCGAGAUGAUCGCGAGGAAGUGUUAUGUCAGCUGGGUCCCCGGAUGAGAGUGAGAAAGGUGCUGGAUAUCCUGGAGUGCAAAGGCGAGGAAGCGGCCAGGAUUUUUCUUAAUGUUAAAAGUCACUAUCAGUACUCCAAAGAAGUGGAUCCACCUCAGUCCAGAGAGUACAGCAAAGCGAAACAAAAACACAAAGAAGUCCUGAGGCGCAGGAGUGAGAGCAUGCUUUUCUACAACACCCGGCACGGAGAGAAAAUUCAGUUUUCCGAACAUUAUGUCAAUCUUCUCUUAGUUGACGGACACCAGGGAUUAGAAAAUAAAAGGCAUGAGGUGCUGACCUUUGGACAGAAGCGACUGUGUCUGCAACAGAAGUCAGCAGUGCAUGAGAAAAUCACACCAGCUGAACUGUUCUCAUGUGCAAAGGCAGUUCGUCCAGUCAGGAAGGUUCUGGUAUCGGGGGUGGCUGGAAUCGGAAAAACUAUCCUGGUGCAAAAGAUGUUGUUUGAUUUUGGGGGAAACAAGGACCACCUUGCCUUUGACUUCAUCAUACACAUGACCUUCAGAGACUUGAAUCUGAUUGACGAGCCCACAAGUUUACGAGAGUUGAUCUUGCGCAAAAACAGGUACCUUGCUAAAGAACUGGAUAACAUCUUGGCAAAUGACAACAAACUGCUGAUCAUCCUGGAUGGCUUUGAUGAGUUCAGACACUACAGGAGCUGCGACGUGGACUCUUUUGUAACUGAACCAGAUGAAGAUGCUGAGGUUAUGGAGGUUAUUGGAAGCUUGAUGCAGGGUGAACUACUACCAAAUGCUUCUGUGUUGCUCACAAGUCGGCCUGCAGCUAUCAGCUACAUCCCUGUGGGCUGCAUUGACCGCUUUGUGCUCAUUGCAGGGUUCUCCUUGGCCGAAGUUCAGGACUUCUUUUUUCGUUACUUCCAGGACAGGACCCUUGCUGACCGCAUGUUCUCAGUGGUAUCUGCAAACGAACUAAUGCUGACACUGUGCUACAUACCUGCAUUUUGCUACAUUGUCUGCUGCAUCCUCAAAGAGAGCAAAGAUCUUUGUGGGGGAAGCCCAAAGACCAUGACGGAUAUUUACGUGCAGUACUUGGUGGCUUUGCUUCGAUCUCACACCCAAGCGAGAGCUGAAACAUGUCUUCAAGACCAAAGAGCGGGGGCCAUCCAGCAGCUGUCUGAUACUGUUUUAAAGCUGGGUCGACUUGCCUUCAAAAACCUACUGGAGCAUCAAACAUUAUUUUAUAGCAGCGACCGAGAGGUGGCAGCGUUAGAAGGGUCCAGCCUCGUUAGUGCUUUCCUCGACAAGACAAUUGCAGAAGAACCUGGGUUCACUGAAGAGGUCUAUUCAUUUGCUCAUCUUACUAUUCAAGAGUUCUUUGCUGCAGUUUACUGUGCGGUGACGGAUCACCCUUUGCCUGACGCACUUGAGCGCACAUCAUGUCCCAGAGAUGUAUCCAACAGUGGACACUUGGACCUUUUCAGCCGCUUCCUCUCUGGAAUCCUCUCUGAGCGCAAUGCCAGUCUUCUAUCUAGGCAGGUGGGGAUUUGCUGCCACAAAGAAAAAGCGAACGCAUAUCGUGAGAAAAUCAUCAGAGAACUGAGAGCUCUCUGUGAAAGUGGAGCCCACAUCCUAAACCAUUUGCAUUGCUUGUUUGAGCAACAGGACCCCUCGUUAGCACUUGAUGUGCAACCAAAGAUGCUAAGAGUUAAUGUUAGCGAUGAAACGCUAUCCCAAAUGGACUACAAUGCUAUCAAGUAUUUCCUAAACCUCACCGGGGGUAAAAUAUCAGAGCUGGAUCUUACUGGGACUGGAAUAAGCUGUGAUACACUAAGAGAUAUUCAACAUCUUUUGGGUAGAUGUGAGAGUCUUUGGCUUGGAGAAAACAACCUGGAUAUGGAAGCAGUACAGGUCAUUGCUGAUGUGUUGAAGGAAUCAGAGAAUAUUGUGUACCUCGGACUUGGGUGGACAAACAUUAGUGACGACGAGCUUCUGGUCCUUGCUUGUGCAAUAGGGGUUAAAAAAAAGCUUCAGGAGUUGUGGAUGGAAGGCAACCGAGUGAGUUACAGAGGUCUGCUGUCAUUAAGCGACUUGAUCCCAGAUCCUCUGAAAAACGUUGUAGCGAUAUGGAACGACCUGACUGACAGAGAGCCAGAGUGCAUGCAGACCAAGGCCAGCAUCACUGUGAAUUUCACAGACGAUGCUUCGUGGGCAGAGUGGCAGAAAUGGGUUUUUAAAAGGUGUGAGGUCAGCAGCAAUGAGAAGUUGCUGAUGGUACUUCACAAAGUGUGCAACAUAUCGACCCACCACUUCGAAGCCCAGUGGACGAAGACCUUCUACAGUCAACUUUCACAGCUCAUCAAGAGCAGAAUUGAGAGCUGUACCGAGGAGGACAUGUGCAAGAAGCUGAAAAAGUUUGACAGCUUUUUGGAGCUAUGAUGAAAAACACUGCCCUUAUGUUACAAGCUGUUAAUAAAUUGUUGGUUUGCAUUGUGAUUGUUUUUUUGAAGACAAUAAUAAUAAUAAUAUAAUAACUGUAAUAAUCAUAAAAAUAAUUUUUAAAAAGCAAUAUACCUCUCCCUCCCCUGCAAACAAGUCUCAAAAUGGAUAAAGGGAAAUCAUAUCAGUUUCAUCAAUCACAGAAGUAAUUUCUUUACUUCUGUUUUCACAGUAGACAAUUAUGACAUCCAGAAGUAUAGGGUCAUAAUGAAUGGUAGUUUACACUUCAUUACAUUCCCCAGAGAUUUUUGGUCCGUGUUGACAUGAUAGCAUCACACGGUUGCUGCAGAUUUGUUGGCUGUACAUCCAUGAUGUACCCAUUCUGCCAAAAGUGCUCUGUUGGAUUGAGAUCUGGUGACUGUGGGUGUCAUUUGAGUACAGUAGACUCAUUGUCAUGUUCAAGAAACCAGUUUGACAAGAUCUGAGAUUUUUGACAUGAGCCAGCUAUGUGAGUGCACUGGAGUCAUAAUUACCAAUGAGCCUCAGUGUGUAUGUCAAGAAAAUAUUCCCUAUGCCAUUAAAACAGUUGCAAGAGCAGGCUAAGGUGCUUGGAAAGAAAAGCGUCUGGACUUCUUUAAGUUGCUUGGAGAAGUUUCACCUCUCAUCCGAGAAGCUUCUUCAGUUCUAAGGUCAAAUGGUGGAGAGUCUCACAUUUAAGCCCUAUGGGAGUGUGCCUCCAAAGAGGAUCAUUGAACCCCCAAUGAUCUCUUACCUAAUCACACAAGCCAAGGAGUGAAAACGGGUGUAGGUCGCAAUCAGCCAAGGAGGAUGAUUAGGGGGUCGAUUCUCCCUCUUGGGGUCCAAACGCUUUUCUUUCCAAGCUCCUUGGACAACAAUGACCUGGAUGACUGAGGACCUUCACAGACAGUUGAAAAGUGGUUUUUGUGGUCCACAUGGAUAGGUGGAAAAAAAAGAAAAUUAGUGACUGGCCCGUACGGGGAUCGAACCCGCGACCUUGGCGUUAUUAGCACCACGCUCUAACCAACUGAGCUAACCGGCCAAGUUGUAAAAGGCGACGAAAAAGUACGUAUAAAAAUGAUAGUCACUAUGUAUUGAAAAUUUGUUUUUAGUGAUAGACGAUUUACUUUCACCUUACGGACUUUGACAGAAAUAAACAGGGCAGCAUACAAAAUAAAACUAAAAAAGUUUCGAAAUUUGAAAAUUUUGUGGUAGUGAAAAUAAAAGAAUAAACAUGUUAAUGUUGAAGAACAGAUAGCAUAACAAGCAUUGCAUCCAUUAUCAAUAUUAUUCUAUUUCUAAAAGCCUUUUUACAAAUUAUUUAUUGACAUUUUAACAUGUGUAUAAAGUGAUUAUUAUUAUCGUUAUUAUGCUAUUAUUUUACUAUCAAAUACAAUGAGUGAUUAGGUAGACUGUGCUGUGUUUUUAUUAUCUUACAUUUAG